AUGUCGGGAUACAAGGGACCGCGAGGACCCAAUGUGUCCCAGUACAUUGCCAAUCUGAACCAGCUGUCGCCGCCCGCACACAACCUCGCAGAGCCGCAGCCCGUAAACGACGACUUCUCCGCCUUCCUGAACACCGACUUUUUCGACAUCAACGGCGGCACCAACGUCAACCUCAACUCGCCCAUUGACUUUGGCGUCGACUUUGACAUCAAGCCCUCGCCCCAGCCCACUGCCGAGAAUUCCCCGAGACACAGCAUCAGCGCUCCCAGCGCAAAGCCCAACAUGGAGUUCAACUUGAAUGGCGACUUCCAGUUCACAGACUUCUCCAACUUCAACACGGCUCCCAUCCUCGACGCAUCCAUGCCCGGCCUUCCGCAGCCCCCGCAGUCCCACUAUCCGCUCCCGACCACAUACGCACAGCCCAAUGCCAUGUCGCCCAUCGACUACGAUGACUUGACCCCCAAGAAGCGCAAGGUGGACGACCUGUCCGUUGACACGCCCAUUGAGCACAUGGACGAGCACGCCCGCGUUGCCGCCGAGGAAGACAAGCGCCGCCGCAACACGGCCGCAUCCGCGCGCUUCCGUGUCAAGAAGAAGCAGCGCGAGCAAGCCCUCGAGAAGACGGCCAAGGACAUGAGCGACCGCGUGCAGCAACUCGAGGCCCGCAUCGGGCAGCUGGAGACGGAGAACACAUGGCUCAAGAGCCUCAUCACGGAGAAGAACGUGGGCAAAAGCUCAACGUCGGAUCUCAAGGCCAUGCUGAGCGAGCACGAGAAGCAGAAGGCCGGACGGAGUAGCCCCGCGCACACCGAGGGCGUGGGCACCAAGGCGUGA
Messenger RNA from Didymella exigua CBS 183.55, 834 nucleotides. RefSeq lists its product as uncharacterized. The coding region runs from base 1 to 834 and encodes 277 amino acids. Gene Ontology annotation, molecular function: DNA-binding transcription activator activity, RNA polymerase II-specific; RNA polymerase II transcription regulatory region sequence-specific DNA binding. Lineage: Eukaryota; Fungi; Ascomycota; Dothideomycetes; Pleosporales; Didymellaceae. The record is from RefSeq and is a predicted model, not a curated record. Gene Ontology annotation, cellular component: nucleus. The transcript has 2 exons. Gene Ontology annotation, biological process: regulation of transcription by RNA polymerase II.